This is a messenger RNA of Paramuricea clavata, 1083 nucleotides long. The record is from the annotation of a GenBank genome assembly. Lineage: Eukaryota; Metazoa; Cnidaria; Anthozoa; Malacalcyonacea; Plexauridae.
AUGGACGACAGUGAUUCCGAUUUAUCUAGCUUAGAUGAGGCUAUUGAUAUUAGUGAGGAUGACAGGUUCGAUAUUAUUAAUUAUAUUGAAAAUCGUUUUAAUACUAAUAUUGGUGAUAUCGAUGGAGGCGAGGGGUAUCCCUUGUGGGUCUACGAGUUUAUUAGAAAUGAAAGUAGGUAUUCCUCACCACCAAGAGUUCCGGCUCACAUUGCAGCUUUAAAUGAGGAACUGAAAUCCCACCGCCUUGGUUUAGAAAUAUUAAAUCUAAUGGAUUCUGAUCCUAGUCAGCAUCGGGAAGCGUUUGGUAGAGUUAUUGAAAUUCUUAGGGAACUACUGAAGGAAAACAGGACGUUGGAUUAUUUCAUUGACCGAUUUCUUGAUGAAAAGGAAGCCUGGUAUGCUCACCCUAGUUCCGAAAUGAAUGUCGUUGAUAAUUAUAUUAAUGAUCGUUUUGGAAUCAGAACUAGGUAUAUCAAGGUAGGUAAGAAUUACUCGGAAUGGGUAAAUAAGUUUGCGAAAUAUUCAUAUGAGCACUUCAGACUCAGAGAUGAAGCAAUGGCAAAAGAAAGGGACACGGUUCCUAAUUUCGGUGAAAGGCAGGAUUACUAUGAAAGGUGGAGGGCUACAAUUAUCUCUUCAAUCGGCCUGGGAAAAUACAAGGCGGUAUUGAAGAAUAAGGGUGUGACUGAAAAAGAGUUUAUUGACAUUGUGGUAGGAAGGUCGAAAAAGUUACUCAUGUUAAAAAAAAUAUACAAUGACAAUAUGGAAGAAAUACGUAGACUUAGGGACUGGGCGAAGAAAAACAAGUCCCCCCUCGGAGCGGCCAUAGCAAGUGUUACGAUAGCUGUAUUACUGGUGGGAGUGCUUUCCAAAGUUGCACUUUCCAGUGGGUCUAACUAUACAGCUAGGGCAGCUGAUAAGGUUAGACCUGAUAGUAAAGAAUCACCUUCAUUUGCUGAUGUUAUUAGGUUAGCUAUAGCUAAGGCUUUAGACUCUGUCUCAGAUUUAACGCUUUGGUUGGCGGGUAACCUGUUGGCCGCUGGGUUGGGGAUUGUGGUUGUAGUGUAUGCUAUAAACAACUAA